AUGAAGUUUCUUGCCAUCCUUUUGCUGUCAGCAGUAGCCUUGGCCAUUGCUGUUCCAGCCAAAUUUGCCAAUGAUCCCCGUUGCGAUUCUGACUGGACCUAUUUCGAUCUGACCAGCUCUUGCUACUAUCAGAACAAAUGGGCAUGGACUGAUGGCAGUGAUACCAGCUAUCUGAAUUGGAUGAAAGGAAAACCAGAAAAGGACGCAAGCAAGUAUGCCUGCACCCAGAUCCUUCAAGAUGACUACAAAGGUUCGAAAACGCAGUGGAAUGAUGUAGACUGUGGCAUAAAAAUGAGAAAAUACGUGUGCAAGAAGCCAGCCAAAUCCUAA
Haemonchus placei is the source of this 330-nucleotide messenger RNA. The record is from the annotation of a GenBank genome assembly. NCBI's taxonomy places the organism in Eukaryota, Metazoa, Nematoda, Chromadorea, Rhabditida, Trichostrongylidae.